Daucus carota subsp. sativus is the source of this 3619-nucleotide messenger RNA. RefSeq names its product beta-galactosidase 10-like. Bases 957 to 3383 code for a protein of 808 amino acids. Gene Ontology annotation, molecular function: carbohydrate binding; beta-galactosidase activity. The transcript is spliced from 20 exons. Gene Ontology annotation, biological process: carbohydrate metabolic process. Gene Ontology annotation, cellular component: cell wall; vacuole. The record is from RefSeq and is a predicted model, not a curated record. NCBI's taxonomy places the organism in Eukaryota, Viridiplantae, Streptophyta, Magnoliopsida, Apiales, Apiaceae.
CGGUUAUAUUACAGUAGAACGAAAGUAAUAUUUGUCUCAACGAGCCGUUACCUUGUAACCGAUAUCGCAAUUUGCUAAGAUACGAUCCACAAAAACCACGCCACUUCUUAUCUUACCAAACAAAAACGCAAGCACUGGGCACCAGUCCCAGCCGAUAAUAUGGAGCGUGACGAGAAAAUCUUAUAAUCUUUUUACAAGUCAAAACAGUGUUGCAAAAAAGGCGAAUCGGAUGGCCAGAGCAUGGAAUAGGAAUUGAUGAUCGGAUGAAUUGAUGAGUAAUGAGAUAAUUAAUUGAAUAAUCUGAUAUUUAAUCAGUUCGGUAAGUUACUGACUCUGCGACUCUGCAACUAAGACGUAAGUAUUGAUCAGAAGUAUUUUCUCUUCAAUCACUCUUUAUAUGCUGCGGAAUUUGAAAAGGAUAAUAUGUACACAAAUAAUUGUAUCCUGAGUUGAAUAAGGUUGUCGCAAAAAUAAUGUACAGAACACGCCAUAAUCUAUGAAUAGAAUCUGUGUGUUUCAUAUGAGCAUACCAGAAUGUGCGUCAUAACGUAUCCGUUUCUGUUUGUGUAUCUGUAUUCUGUUGGGUUUCCACAUGAUCUGAUAGAGCUCUAUGUACUUUUAUUGACCAACUCUCAACUUACUCCCUCGUUGUAUGUGCUUAUCAUCACCUCUCCAACUACCUGUCCAGUUGUCUUUGACGUCCGUCAGUAGCGGAAUCAGGAUUCUGAAAUCCGGAACUUAAAUAUUUUGUUAUAAUUUUUUACUUAUUUUCCGAGAUCAGGUGGAGCAUUUUUAUUGAUUUUAGGGACUAGACGUGAUCGAUUGAAAUAAAAUAAUUCGUUGAUUUUUCCAGACCAGGAGGUGUCGGAUUAGCCCCGUCUGGUUCCACCACUGGCUAUAUAAAGUAGGAAGGACUACAUUAAUGCAGAAGCAUAUAUCCAAACAAUUGUUUAGACAUGAAGGAGUUCUUGUUGUCGUGUCUUCUAUUUUUUACAUUUUUAUUGGCAGGAGAAGCUCAUAAUGUGACUUAUGAUCGUCGUUCUCUCAUAAUAAAUGGCGAAAGAAAGCUUGUUAUUUCUGCUGCCAUUCAUUAUCCCCGGAGUGUCCCUGAGAUGUGGCCAGGACUGGUGUGGCUAGCAAAGGAAGGGGGCGCGAAUGCUAUAGAGACAUAUGUAUUCUGGGAUGGUCACGAAAUUGCUCCUGACAAAUAUUGUUUUGAAGGAAGGUGGGAUUUGGUAAAAUUUGUGAAGAUUGUGCGAGAUGCUGGUCUUUAUUUGAUUCUUAGAAUUGGACCAUAUGUUGCUGCUGAAUGGAACUUUGGAGGAGUACCUGCUUGGUUGCAUUAUGUUCCUGGCACUAUUUUCCGAACAGAGAACGAACCCUUCAAGUAUCACAUGGAAAAAUUCACAACAUAUAUAGUAAACAUGAUGAAGAAUGAGAAAUUUUUCGCAUCACAAGGAGGCCAUAUCAUCUUAAGCCAGGUGGAAAAUGAGUAUGGAACAUAUGAAGAAGAAUAUGGAGAGGAAGGUAGAAUAUACGCUUCGUGGGCGGCUGAAAUGGCUCUGAGACAAAACACUGGAGUACCAUGGAUAAUGUGCAAGCAGUGGGAUGUUCCGACUAACGUUAUAAACACAUGUAAUGGAUUCUACUGUGACAACUUUCAUCCCAGGCACCCUAACAUGCCAAAACUGUGGACUGAGAAUUGGGUUGGAUGGUUUAAAACUUAUGGAAGCAUAGUUCCUCAUAGGCCCGUUGAGGAUAUUGCUUAUUCUGUGGCACGUUUUAUCCAGAAAGGGGGGAGUUUGGUUAACUAUUAUAUGUAUCAUGGCGGGACAAAUUUUGGGCGCACUUCUGGGGGACCAUUCAUUACUACAAGUUAUGAUUAUGAUGCUCCUGUUGAUGAGUUUGGUUUGCCAAGGCUUCCAAAAUGGGGGCACCUUAAGGAACUUCAUAAAGCUGUUAAGUUGUGUGAGAAUGCACUGCUGAAAAAUGAACAGGUUACUCUUGGUCUUGGCCUUCUACAAGAGGUUGAUGUUUAUGGAUAUGGCUCUGAAACUUGUGCUGCCUUUAUUGCUAACAUGGACGAUAAAGAUGACAAGAUUGUAUAUUUUAAUGGGAAGUCAUUUCAUGUGCCAGCAUGGUCGGUUAGCAUUCUGCCAGAUUGCACAAAUGUUGUAUUUAACACGGCAAAGGUUGUAUCACAAUCUUCUCAUGUUGAGAUGAUAACAUCAGAUUUGAAGCCAUCUGGGAUAUCUCCCGAAAAAGAUUUGAAAUGGGAUGUAUUUACAGAAAAAGCUGGUGUUUGGGCUGAAGCUGAUGGUGUUCAACAAGGCUUCGUAGAUCACAUCGAUACAACAAAAGAUACGACGGACUACCUAUGGUAUACUACGAGGUUGCAUGUUAAUGAAAAUGAAGAGUUCUUGAGGAGUGGAAGGAAACCAAUGCUUUUAAUCGAAUCGAAGGGCCAUGCUGUCCAUUCCUUUGUUAACAAUGUAUAUCACGGUAGUGCGGCUGGUACUGAUAUUGUACCUCCAUUUACCUUGGAGAUUCCUAUUUCACUUAAGGCGGGUAAUAAUGAAAUUGCAAUCCUUAGUAUGACAGUUGGCCUACAGACCGCUUCAGCGGCCUUCUAUGAAUUUGCAGGAGCUGGUUUGACCAGUGUAAAGAUAGACGGCUUUAACAACGGAACACUGGACUUGUCAACCAGUAAAUGGGUGUAUAAGAUUGGAGUACAAGGAGAGUGUCUUGGUUUACACAAAACAAAUGGUCUAUAUAAUGUGAACUGGGAAUCAACUACAGUUGCUCCAAAGAAUCAGCCACUCACUUGGUACAAGGCAGUAGUGGACCCUCCACCUGGAAGUGAUCCUGUAGCACUUGACAUGGUUCAUAUGGGAAAAGGCCUAGCUUGGUUGAAUGGAGAAUUAAUCGGGAGAUAUUGGACUAUGAAAGCUUCUGCAUUGUUAAAAUGUGAUCAUGAAUGUGAUUACAGAGGUGAAUAUGAACCUACCAAGUGUAGUACAGGAUGUGGGGAUUCGACACAAAGAUGGUACCACGUUCCUCGAUCUUGGUUCAAGCCAUCAGGAAACAUUCUGGUAGUAUUUGAAGAAACAGGUGGAGAUCCUUCUCAGGUUAAAUUUGCAACACGAAGGUUAUCAGGCGUCUGCAUUCACUUACCGGAAGAGUACCCUACUAUCGAGUUGUAUUCUACUACCAAAGGGACUUGUGGAUCAUUUGCUAUAGGAGAUUGUCAUGAUCCCGAUACAAUUUCCUUGGAGGAACAGGCCUGCUUGAACAAGAACAAUUGCUGUGUAGAUAUUACAGGAGAGACCUUUAACAAGAAUUUGUGUUCUGGCGUAGUAAAGUCACUUGCUUUUGAAGCAUAGUGCCGAUGAUAUCAGACUUGGUUGCAGAAAAGACUCGAGUUUACUUACAAUUUUUAAUUGAUGUCAUGGUGACACAAUCAUCAUCGAGGUUAAAAUUGACAGGCAUUAUCAAAUUGUUAGAUGACAGUGCACGUUAUUCAUUAGCUAGUUCAAGAUAUUGCAGGUGGAUAGUUAUAUUAUGUUGUAAAACACAAUUUGCUUCGAGAAUAAUAACAGGCACAAUCGUUUUCUUGACA